GGUGGUCUUUUGGCAGGCAGACUUUCUAAGAGAACGAGCGGAAAUAUGUUUAGGAAAGAAUGAUAUAAUUCUAGGUUUAACUUUAACAGUGUCCUAUGGUUGUUGGUGUACGCUUAACCUACUGCUAAAUAAAGAAAAUGGGAGAAGAAAGAGAUCAAGAGCGAGAUAAAGAUCGAAGACGUAAUGACCAUAAACGGCAUCGCUCUAGAUCCGGAUCACAUAGUAGAGACAAAUGGAAGAGAUCUCACUCACGAGAAUGGAGAAAAAGUGAUUCAAAGAAAAGACGAAAAAAACCAUCAAUGUAUUGGGACAUUGCACCGCCUGGUUUUGAACACAUCACUCCGUUACAGUAUAAAGCCAUGCAAGCGGCUGGACAGAUUCCAGCAACCCUCAUAGCAGCUCCAGGAAUUGCUCCCGUACCAGUAGUUGGUAGUACCAUCACUAGACAGGCUCGUCGAUUGUAUGUGGGCAACAUUCCAUUUGGAUGUAGUGAGCAAGAGAUGAUGGACUUUUUUAAUGCCCAGAUGCAUGUCUGUUGUUUUUCACAAGCUGAAGGCAGUCCAGUCCUUGCUUGCCAGAUUAACUUGGAUAAAAAUUUUGCAUUUCUAGAAACCUACAGUGUAGUUUCAACAGUUGUACAAGACUCCCCUCAUAAGAUAUUUAUUGGAGGGUUACCUAACUAUCUGAAUGAAGAUCAGAUCCGAGAAUUGUUGAUGUCAUUUGGACAGUUAAGAGCUUUCAACCUUGUUAAAGAUAGUGCUACAGGUCUUUCUAAAGGAUAUGCUUUUUGUGAAUACCUGGAUAUUGGCAUCACUGACCAGGCAAUAGCUGGGUUAAAUGGGAUGCAGCUUGGGGAUAAGAAGUUGAUUGUACAGAGAGCCAGUGUUGGAGCCAAGAACAGUACUAUGGCUGCUCCUGUUCAGAUUCAGGUACCAGGGUUGACUUUGUUUGGGGGGGCAGGGCCUCCAACUGAAGUGUUGUGUCUCAUGAACAUGGUAAUGCCAGAAGAACUUCAAGAUGAAGAAGAAUAUGAGGAUAUUUUGGAGGAUAUCAAAGAAGAAUGUAACAAAUAUGGUGUAGUAAAGAGUGUAGAAAUACCUAGGCCAAUUGAAGGUGUGGAUGUUCCUGGCUGUGGAAAGGUUUUUGUGGAAUUUAAUUCCGUGAUAGACUGUCAGAAGGCCCAACAGAAUCUUACUGGCAGAAAGUUUGCAGAAAGGGUCGUUGUCACAUCCUACUUUGAUCCAGACAGGUAUCAUCGUCGGGAAUUUUAAAAUUGUGAGGAAAAUGCUUUUUCCAUAUCAAAUUCUUAAUAUCACGAUAGUCCACGGUGUGUUUUCCAGUUGUUCUUCAGAUUACACCCAUUAUAGUCCAUUUUUAUUAAGCAAAAUUUUCAUAAUUUCUGCAUUUACAUAAUUAACUAUAAAUUUGAAAAGGCAGUGAUUGCAUGGAAUAUCAGUACCAUAUUGUUGUAAUUAGUAAGCUAGUAUGUAGAGAAAUGAAAUGCUAACAUUUGAAAUGAAAUGUGUGUGUGUGUGUGUGUAUAUGUACGUGUGUGUGCAUGUGUAUAAGAGCUAUUAACAGUAACAAGUGGCAUGUAAAAAUUUGGCUUUUUAGACAUUUAUUUUUAAGAAGAAAUUAAAGUGACUUAUAAUUCUUAAA
Messenger RNA from Limulus polyphemus (Atlantic horseshoe crab), 1659 nucleotides. Its product is annotated as splicing factor U2AF 50 kDa subunit-like. The transcript has 12 exons. Gene Ontology annotation, cellular component: U2AF complex; nuclear speck; commitment complex. The record is from RefSeq and is a predicted model, not a curated record. Lineage: Eukaryota; Metazoa; Arthropoda; Merostomata; Xiphosura; Limulidae. The coding region runs from base 138 to 1271 and encodes 377 amino acids. Gene Ontology annotation, molecular function: poly-pyrimidine tract binding; pre-mRNA 3'-splice site binding.